This is a messenger RNA of Entamoeba invadens IP1, 416 nucleotides long. RefSeq names its product cell differentiation protein rcd1. The transcript has a single exon. Gene Ontology annotation, cellular component: P-body; CCR4-NOT complex; CCR4-NOT core complex. Gene Ontology annotation, biological process: negative regulation of translation; mRNA catabolic process. The record is from RefSeq and is a predicted model, not a curated record. The annotation marks the transcript as partial. NCBI's taxonomy places the organism in Eukaryota, Evosea, Mastigamoebida, Endamoebidae.
AUGUCAGUGAAUCCGAUGUUCCCCCCUUUAAGCGCGAAACCCCCAAAAAGACAACGAAACAAAGAAUCGACACCUCAACCCCAAUCCCCAGCACAAGAAAAACAAGAGAAAGUACAAUCUCCAAAAGUCGAAAAGGUACAGCCCAAGCAAGAAACCCCACCAGCUGCGCAAAACAAUUUUAAUCUUCCGGGGUUACCUCCAAACACUUGUCAACUCAUAGCCGACUUGGCAGAUGUUGAGAAGAGGGUCGAUGCACUACACGCACUCUCACUGAUUGCAGACAAACAUCCAGAUUUAGCGAUACCAUUAUGGUACUCGUUUGGUACUGUUGUGAUACUCCUAGAAGAGGUUGUGAGUGUUUACCCACACAUCUCCGGAAAACACAAGGAACCCCUCUCCGUAUCGUCAUGCGAGAC